AUGAAGAAAGUGAUAUGUCGAUGCAGGUGGUGGUCGCUGGUUGAUGUACAAUCCUCUGGAUUCGGCGGGGAUACUAUCACCACUAACAGAGGCAAAGAUGGAGCAAUCAUCGUGGCCGGAGAGUGGAGGGAGACGACUCACGGAGUGUUGAACGCUGUAAGUUGGGGAGUAAUGAUGCCAAUGGGAGCCAUGGCUGCGAGAUAUCUGAAAGUCUUCAAGUCGGCUAACCCAGCCUGGUUCUACAUCCACGUCACCUGCCAGGCUUCCGCCUAUGUCGUCGGAGUAGCCGGAUGGGUCACCGGACUGAAACUCGGCAGCGACUCCGCGUUUGCUCUGCUUUUGAGGCCAAAACCAGAGAACAAAUACAGAUUUUACUGGAACAUCUACCACCACGCCACCGGAUACACCGCCAUUGGUCGUCGCUACAACCUAUUAGCGGGUCACCGUCCACCAUUUCGUUCGAUUCUUAGCAAACCACAACGAUCGGAUGGGAUCAACAAAAGUUGGCUUCUCCUCAAAUUACAACAUCAAACAAUCUCCUCUCCAAUCUGUAUCUUUCUAUUCUCUAUUCUUAUGCCGUUGGUACUUUUUAAUCACCGGUUGCUAUCAAUACUCAAUCUGUUAAGUGCUGAGUUGAUGCGUAAAAUGGAUGGCUUUGUGUUGCCACCUACCGAGUCAACUGAAAUCUUGAAAGAUAAUGAACUUUUCUGUAUAAAAAAGAAAGAUGGGGCAAUACCUGAUGCAGAAAAUUUGGUUGAUGAAGUGGAAGCUGAUGAAGAACAGUCGCAAGAUGAAGAACCAGUUUCUAAGAAAAGAAAAGCCUCCAUUAAACUUCAGAACUCGAAGAAUAUUAUCAUUCUCUCGAUUGGAUUCAUGUUAGAUUUUCAUUUUGCAGUCAAGAUUGUAGUUGGUGGCUUAGUGCUUAAAGAUGUUGGCCAGUUGAUUAAUCUUACACUUACCCAUGCUAAAAAUCGUCAACCUUUAUCCGGAUCCACAACAUUUAACCGAAUUGAGCUUCCAACAAACAAAGAUCCAUUAAAUGCAUUGUACGUUGGUUCACAUGGGCUUUACACUUCAGAACUGAUUCAAUUAAGGCGUAAAUUUGGUCGGUGGAAAGAAGAAGGCAGCAUGAAAGAGCUUUCAAAUCUUUAG
Messenger RNA from Lactuca virosa, 1152 nucleotides. Lineage: Eukaryota; Viridiplantae; Streptophyta; Magnoliopsida; Asterales; Asteraceae. The record is from the annotation of a GenBank genome assembly.